AUGUACGAAGGGAUUGACAACCUGAAAUCCCUUUACGACCGUGCCGGGAAGACUUUCUCCGGCGGUCCUUCUGCGGCACAGGAUGUGUCGCGUCGUACUGCUCGACCAGACCCAGUACGUCAACCAUCAGUGGGAGCGGGGCUCCCAAGAAUCCCCAGGACGGGGGAUAGCCGCGCCACCGGACGAGGUAACUCGUCCGACGUCCGUUCACGUCGCGGUGGUUCAACAGCUGCUCAACUAGAUAGCGCUGGCCACCGCGAGAGUCCUCUAAUGGAGGUGGAGGAGGAGGAAAGACGCUCUCCACACGAUCAUGUGGAUCGGUGUGUUCCCGAGAGCUUCUUUGAUCGCGUAACGCAAGGGUUACGCGACGAUCUCGAGCAUGAGCGGAAUAGGCGUCUCCAGAUGGUGGACACUGCCUCGAAGCAUCGAGCUGAGUUUGCCUUUGCUCAGCUUGAGAACGAGAGAUCUCUGACAUCUCUUCGUGACGAGCUAAGGGUAGCUCGUGGGAUUGUUGAUCGGUCUCGGGCUGAGAUAACUGCUCUUCAGACCCUUGUUGAUGCCCACCAUCGGGAGCACAAGGCUCUCUGCGAGAUGCUUGAGCGCAAGGGCGUUCUUCAUCGGAAGAAGCAGCGUACUGAUGGUACGGCUUAA
This is a messenger RNA of Peronospora matthiolae, 651 nucleotides long. NCBI's taxonomy places the organism in Eukaryota, Oomycota, Peronosporomycetes, Peronosporales, Peronosporaceae. The record is from the annotation of a GenBank genome assembly.